AUGUCUUCAUUAUUUCUCUAUUGCUCUCUCUUCGUCUUCUGCUCUACCCUUUUCCAUUCCACUGGCGGAGUUCUAAUUAGGCAAUUUGGCAGAUCCGAUAAAACGGAAAACGUGAGCCAUCUCCACUUUUUCUUCCAUGACAUCCUCAGUGGCAAAAACCCCACCUCUGUUAGAAUUAUUGGGCCCCCUAACGGCUCGAGUGCCGGAUUUGGCAGUACUAUGAUGAUUGAUAAUGCACUGACUGAAGAGCAAGACCCCAAAUCGAAGAUCAUUGGAAGAGCACAAGGAUUUUACUCCAUGGCUGCACAAAAUGAUAUUGCAUUACUUAUGGUCAUGACUCUUGUUUUUGAGGACGGCAAGUAUAAGGGGAGUACAAUUAGCAUUCUUGGGAGGAAUCCAGUUCUCAACGAUGUGAGAGAGAUGCCGAUUGUUGGCGGCACGGGGCAGUUCAGGUUCGCUCGCGGUUAUGUCUUAGCUCAUACUGUUUGGUUUGAUGCUAAUACAGGAGAUGCCACUGUUGAGUACAAUGUUUAUGUGUCACAAUCAUGA
Molecule: messenger RNA, 549 nt
Organism: Prunus armeniaca (apricot)
Lineage: Eukaryota; Viridiplantae; Streptophyta; Magnoliopsida; Rosales; Rosaceae
Source: the annotation of a GenBank genome assembly